Suillus discolor is the source of this 2397-nucleotide messenger RNA. RefSeq lists its product as uncharacterized. Gene Ontology annotation, biological process: signal transduction. The coding region runs from base 147 to 1967 and encodes 606 amino acids. The transcript has 7 exons. Gene Ontology annotation, molecular function: 3',5'-cyclic-nucleotide phosphodiesterase activity. The record is from RefSeq and is a predicted model, not a curated record. Lineage: Eukaryota; Fungi; Basidiomycota; Agaricomycetes; Boletales; Suillaceae.
CUGUCAAAACAACCACGACCACGCGAGCGAAGCAAUCCGAGCUAUUGGUAGGUAGUCUUGUCAGCAACAUAUAUCACUUGCCACCUCUUUAAGUACUUCAUAUCUGCUCCUUAUUUUCCGCCAUCGCCAUCAAGUUCAGCUCGUUCAUGCUUGAUAACGAAGAAUACUCUCAUGGACGUCGAAGGAGCGUCGACGUCGGCGGUUUGGCGCUUGCACUCGAAAACCAAGGCUUGGGUCAUGGGUGGGGUGGAUGGGAAGAGGAUGAGCAAGGAGAGACUCGCUAUGCCGAACUACUUAGCGAUAUGUACAACCACACCCAGACUACCGUCAGCCAUCAUGUACAUGACAUCUCUCCAAUCGUGAUACCUGCCCAUACGCGAGCCCACCUCAUCAAAUCUCUCGAUAGUUGGCAUUUCGAGCCGCAGAACCUACCCGAGGAGGAAGUCCUAUUCUGCGCGCAAAUUUUGUUUGAAAGUCUGUUCCGAAUUGAGCAUAUGCGAGAGGAUAUAGGCGUCUCCCUCGAUGAUAUCUCCGUGUUCUUGAAACAUCUGCAGCCCCUAUACUGUGGACAUAACAGUUAUCAUAAUUUUCAGCAUGCUGUAGAUGUGAUGCAGGCCUCCCAGGCCUUCCUGUGUGCAGCAGGUGUCGUACCUCCAGUGUCUAUAUUGUUGGAUAAUGACAACUGCACAUGGAGACCAAACAAACUGGGGAAGGAACGACGCCUCGCAUUCGAUCUCAGCAACACAUGUCUUUUUGCUCUCUACAUUGUUGCCAUUGGCCAUGAUGUAGGUCAUCCCGGAUUGACAAAUAUGUUCAUGAAAAAUGCCAAGGCGCCGUUAUCCGACGUGUAUGACAACAAGUCAGCUCUUGAACAGAUGCACUGUGCCCUCCUCAUACAAGCAAUGCGGCACCAUGGCCUGGGGAAACUCUUGGAUCGACCAGACUGCGGUUUUAGGAAAAUGCUUGCUGGUAUCGUAUUGGCUACGGACAUGAGUGUCCACUAUCAAUUCAUCAGAGAUUUUCAAUCACUUGUGGACGGUAGAGAAUAUUCUUUGGAUCGGCGCCGAUUACUGCUUUGCCAGGCAAUAAUAAAGUGUGCGGACAUCAGCAAUCCUAGUCGACCGCCCGGCGUCUCGCAUUACUGGGCAAAUGCCUUGAUGGCUGAAUGGACCUAUCAAGCAUCACUAGAGAAGCGCUGGAGUUUACCUCCAUCCGUCACGCCUUCCGAAUGCCAACUAGACCAAGUCCGAGGACAAAUAUUUUUCAUCGGUUCAUACGCCAAGCCACUCAUGGACCUUGUUGCACAAGCUGUUCCUGAAAUGGAGAUAUUCGCUUGUCAGUGCACUACAAAUUUAGCCAUGUGGGUGGCCCGCAAAGAAGUUCUGUCCUCCUCAUCUGCAGAAGAUUCUCCUGUAGUCAUGCCAUCCCUUCGCCCUCCUGAAGAUUUCAUCACUUGCUUUCCCCUCACUCUCCCCGCAUUCGUUCUUACAGCUGACGAGCCUCCUACCUCCGGCGAGUGGCAUUCUACAUAUCCGCCCUCAGAUUCCUCAUCAUCAUCGGAUUUUGGCUCUGAUGUUCACGUCGAUCCCCUAGUGGUAUUCCCAUCCCUUUCACCCCCUGCAUCCCCCGUGCCAUCCGUAUGCUCGUCUUACGCCCCUGCUCCGCGUAGUUCGUCAUCAAGUCUCGCAAGCAAUACUAGCGAUGCUACACAAGCGAUGCGAGCCGCUUAUUCAGCGAGUGUGCGGAAGAAGAAAAGUUUCCAUCACCGGUACUCUUGGAAUGUAUCCAUCAACUCUGGAUCGUCCACAGGUAUCUCAAGUCCCCCACCAUUACUUGCCACCAUUCCAAAAGCUGCAUUAUUGCUAACUGAGUCCACUGCGUCAAACGGAGCUACCGUCACGUCAGUGACUGCCAUGGUGUCAUCCCCCGUAGGUGGUGAGAAUAACGGAGGACUGAAGGUGCCAUGAUCUCCCAACAAGGGUGCCACAUGGUCCACGCGGCCACCUCGACUGUCGGCACCACAUUUUGCGCAAUGCAUUUGACAUGCGACAAUGACAUGACUCAUGUCCGGUGGAGGCUACCCGGGCUCGCCUUGAUUCGCGUCAUAAUUCUUGGGCUAUCGAGCAAUCGCCGAUAAGGGGGAGAUAAACAGGUGUUAACUGUGUUAAUUCACUCAAUUCACCUACGCUUUGUCAAGUUUGGGUCUGUUCGUUUACUCUUCGUGCAUUCGAUCUUCUAUUCCCUUUUUGUUGUUUGGCUUACCAGCCCCAGCUUCCUUGAUUAAUAUACUGGCGGCUUAUACUACAUACCAUCAUACCAAUGAGGCUACAGCGGAUGUCCACUGUACGAUAUUAUUCAUCAUAAACUAUUGAUUGAAGAACGGGAAUGAUUUCGGGC